Molecule: messenger RNA, 3163 nt
Organism: Phlebotomus argentipes
Lineage: Eukaryota; Metazoa; Arthropoda; Insecta; Diptera; Psychodidae
Gene: Mcm6
Product: DNA replication licensing factor Mcm6
Exons: 4
Coding region: 638-3103 (821 amino acids)
Biological process (GO): mitotic DNA replication; DNA replication initiation; double-strand break repair via break-induced replication
Cellular component (GO): MCM complex; nucleus
Molecular function (GO): single-stranded 3'-5' DNA helicase activity; ATP binding; single-stranded DNA binding
Source: RefSeq, a predicted model, not a curated record
UUUUACCACGUAUGUGUGUCUUUUUUCACCGCCUCGCUAUUCACGUCUGCCUGCACCGCACAAAAUACGAGUCAGCUGCUCGCUGCGCGUAAUAUCACAAAAAUAAUAACAACACGUAGCGCUUAAUCAUCCAUCGAAAUUCACGUUUUAUUUACACAUCAGCAGAGGAAUUCAAUUCGGCACAGAAGGAGUUAAAUUACAGUUUCAGUAAGGAUAUUUCUCACUAUGUAGAAAUGCGUUGAACAUAUAAAUUGUAGAAAGUUUAUACAAAUUUUCUAUUCGAAACUCAAAUAUCACUUCACUUGGGGACUUAAUUAUCAAUUAAUUGUAAUGUUUCUUUGCAAAGAAGUAACCAGAAAAAUUGUUCUAUUCAAAGAACACGUGGCGAAUAUCCCGCCCAGAAAAGCGCGCUCUAUCAAAGACACCCACCAUUUACGAAAUCAUUCUUCGGCUUGCGCUCGAUUGUCGCUCAGUUGCCGAACGCCGGAGGAAUGCGCGGGAAACCUCAGUUUACGUCAUUGGCAAUCACACAGGUUACAUUCCCUCCGCAAUUUUCCAGUGUUUUCUCCAAGAUUUCCCCCAUUUUCAGGAUUAAAAUCUUGUGAAGAACAAAGUUAAGUGACUAAAGUUACCCAAAAUGAAUCCGACUGAUGCAAAUGUUGGACAUUUAAGAGUGAAAGAUGAAGUUGCAGUUCGCUGUCGCUCACUAUUCUUGGAUUUCCUCGAGGAGUUCAAGGAAGAUGGUGAACUCAAAUACGUGAAAUUGGCCGAAGAACUUCUCUCUCCGGACAAGUCAAUGCUUGAGGUUAGUUUCGAUGAUCUCGAGAAAUUCAACCAGAACCUCGCCCAAACAGUCAUUGAGGAGUACUACAGGAUUUACCCCAGCCUCUGUGAAGCUGUCACAGGCUUUGCUCGGGAUCACUUCGAGUUGAAGAAGGACAAGGAUUGCUACAUUUCCUUCGUGGAAGUCCCAACACGCCACAAGGUCCGAGAAUUAACCACUUCCAAGAUCGGCACUCUCAUUCGCAUAUCAGGACAAGUGGUGCGAACCCAUCCGGUGCAUCCUGAACUCGUGGCGGGGACUUUCGUGUGUCUUGAAUGCCAGACAGAGGUGCCAAAUGUUGAGCAACAAUUCAAAUUCACAAAUCCCACCAUUUGUCGCAAUCCGGUAUGCUCCAAUCGUCGGAAGUUUCUUUUGGACGUCGAGAAAUCCACCUUCAUUGACUUCCAAAAAGUGAGGAUUCAGGAGACACAGGCUGAAUUGCCUCGUGGCUGCAUUCCGCGGUCUGUAGAAGUGAUCCUGAGAGCGGAUAUCGUGGAAACCGUUCAGGCAGGAGAUCGCUAUGAUUUCACGGGCACUCUGAUCGUUGUGCCAGACGUGGGAGUGUUACAGUUUCCAGGAGCCAAGGCAGAAUUGGGCUCGCGCCAUCGCCAAGGCGGUGAAAAUCGCCCCGAAGGACUGAAGGGCUUGAAAGCACUCGGUGUCAGGGAUUUGACCUACAGAAUGGCUUUCCUCGCCUGCAGUGUUCAGGCGACUAGCGUGCGAUUUGGCGGAACUGAUCUGCCCAUGAGUGAGGUAACGGCGGAAGAUAUGAAGCGCCAAAUGACAGAUGCAGAGUGGAACAAAGUAUACGAGAUGUCUAGGGAUCGCAAUCUCUAUGCCAAUCUCACUUCCAGUCUCUUCCCGUCGGUUUAUGGAAACGAGGAAGUGAAGAAGGGCAUUUUGCUGAUGCUUUUCGGUGGUAUCGCUAAGACUACUCAUGAGAAAACGAGUCUUCGAGGCGAUGUCAAUGUUUGCAUUGUGGGCGAUCCCAGCACAGCAAAGUCUCAGUUCCUCAAGCAAGUUGCUGACUUCUCUCCGAGGGCAGUCUACACGUCCGGAAAAGCCUCCUCGGCCGCCGGUCUCACCGCUGCUGUGGUCAAGGACGAGGAGAGCUUUGAUUUCGUGAUCGAGGCCGGUGCCUUGAUGCUGGCGGACAACGGAAUUUGCUGCAUUGACGAGUUCGAUAAGAUGGAUCCUCGAGAUCAGGUGGCCAUCCACGAGGCGAUGGAGCAACAGACAAUCUCCCUGGCAAAGGCAGGCGUCCGCGCCACUCUGAAUGCUCGCACAUCAAUCCUUGCGGCCGCAAAUCCCAUCAACGGACGCUACGAUCGCUCCAAAUCCCUGCAGCAGAACAUCCAGCUCAGCGCUCCCAUUAUGUCUCGCUUCGAUCUCUUCUUCAUCCUCGUUGACGAGUGUAACGAAGUGGUGGACUACGCGAUAGCCCGGAAGAUUGUGGACCUCCAUUCAAACGUUGAUAGCCCAGUGGAACAAAUCUACACGCGGGAUGAGAUGCUGCGCUACAUCACGUUCGCCAGGCAAUUCAAGCCAAUUAUUGGCGAGGAGGCAGCUAAGCUUUUGGUGGACAACUACAGCCAUCUGCGACAGAGAGACACCGGCACAGUGGGCAAGAGCACCUGGAGAAUCACAGUGAGGCAACUAGAGAGCAUGAUUCGACUCAGCGAAGCAAUGGCGAAGAUGGAAUGCGCCAAUGAGGUGGACGUGAAGCACGUUAGGGAGGCCUAUAGACUCCUCAACAAGUCCAUUAUUCGAGUGGAACAGCCCGAAAUCCACCUGGACGACGAAGACGAUGAAGCAUUGAUGGAAGUUGAUGUUGACGGCCCAAUCAAUAAUGGUCAGGAAAGCGAUAGGGUGGGACAGGAAGGCGAGCAAGCAGCUCAAGAAGAACCGGAAACUCCCGCAGUGCAGAAGAAGAAGUUAACUCUCUCCUUCGAGGACUACAAGACUCUCUCGAAUAUGUUGAUUCUUCACAUGAGGAACGAAGAGACGCGCCUGGAAACUGAAGGAAGUGAUUCCGAAGGAAUUCGUCGUUCUGAUGUCGUCAAUUGGUAUCUUGAGCAAGUCAGUGAUCAAAUAGACACCGAAGAUGAGCUUAUCGAGAGGAAGUCCCUCGCCGAGAAAGUCCUGGACAGAUUGGUCUAUCAUGAUCAAGUAAUCAUACCACUUCGAUCUACUGGACUGCGCACCAAGGGAGAUUCUGGCCAGGAGGAGGACACUGAAGACCCACUGCUUGUUGUACAUCCCAACUACAUCAUCGAAUAAUCUCAGAAAUCACGUUUUUGUACUCAAUUAUCUCUUCAGAUUAAGUAUUUUAUGCCAUUA